CAAGGAACCAUUGCCAUAGAAACCUGAAAUAAAUUGAAAUUUAUUAAAAAUUAAAAAAUAAUAAUAAAUAACGUUUUAAAAAUCUUAAAUAAUUAAAAUUUUUAGUAAAAUUAACUCUUCCUUUGGCUACAACUAUGUUCGCUUCACAUCUAUUGGGACGUUUGACAAAAUUCUAUACUUAUCCCUGUUCGAAGGUAACAUUUCUGCUGCCCUUUAACUGCAAAUCUUCCAUGUGUAAUUAUUCAACGAAAAAAGCUCCCAUCACUAGCCGUAAAUCGCCAGUAGGGACAAAAACAGUUCCACCCAAACCCCACCAAAGUUAUACUAGUAAUCCUAGUAAAAAAUCUAAUGGAUUUAAAGCCAAAAGAAAACCACCAGUUCCAAGAAAUUUUGCUACAGAGUUUGCGACACCAAAUACAAAAUUGAAUGCCUCUAUUGGCAGCACUACGAAAACAAUGCCGCAAACUAUUUCCACCUUAGAAGGACUAAGAGAAUUUUUUUCACAUCCCCUAACCUGGGAUCGUAAUAAUGGUUAUUUGAAUUUAUUAUUGGGUUUAGCUAUAUUUGGCUAUAGUUUUUGUACCACAAGCAGUGGAGAAUCGGGUACAUCGUAUGGGGACAAAGGAAAGUAAUGUUAUAUAAUAAUUCAAAUAAAAAUUUUGUAAAUUGGCAGAUUGUGUACUUUAUAAUAAAAAUUGA
Lucilia sericata (common green bottle fly) is the source of this 699-nucleotide messenger RNA. RefSeq lists its product as uncharacterized. The transcript has a single exon. NCBI's taxonomy places the organism in Eukaryota, Metazoa, Arthropoda, Insecta, Diptera, Calliphoridae. The record is from RefSeq and is a predicted model, not a curated record. The coding region runs from base 135 to 632 and encodes 165 amino acids.